UCCUGACAGCGCUGCUGGGCCGCAGGCCCCUCUGGAGAUGAAUCUUUGUUGGAACGAGAUCAAAAAGAAAUCUCACAGCCUUCGGGCUCGUCUGGAGGCGUUCUCCGACCACAGUGGGAAGCUGCAGGUGCCCCUCCAGGAGAUCAUCGACUGGCUGGGCCAGAAGGAUGAGGAGCUGUCGGCACAGCUGCCCCUGCGUGGCGAUGUGCUCCUGGUGCAGCAGGAGAAGGAGACGCACGCGGCUUUCAUGGAAGAGGUGAAGUCCCGGGGGCCGUACAUUUACUCUGUCUUAGAGUCAGCGCAGGCUUUCCUCUCUCAGCAUCCAUUUGAGGAACUGGAAGAGCCAACUUCAGAAAGCAAAGAUGUGUCUCCCCGGCACCGCAUCCAGAACAUCAGCCGCUUCGUCUGGAAGCAGGCAAACGUGGCCAGUGAGCUGUGGGAGAAGCUGACAGCCCGCUGCGUGGACCAGCACCGGCACAUCGAGCGGACGUUGGAGCAGCUGCUGGAGAUCAAAGGGGCCAUGGAGGAGCUCAGCACAGCGCUGGAUCAGGCUGAGAGCGUGCGUGAAACCUGGGAACCCAUCGGGGACCUCUUCAUCGAUUCCUUGCCAGAGCACAUCCAGUCGACCAAGCUCUUCAAAGAGGAGCUCUCUCCCAUGAAGGAUGGGGUGAAGGUGGUCAAUGACCUUGCACACCAGCUCGCCAUCUCCGAUGUGCACCUGUCCAUGGAGAACUCUCGCACCCUGGAGCAGAUCAACACACGUUGGAAGCAGCUGCAGGCCUCCAUCAACGAACGCCUGAAGCAGCUCCAAGAUGCCCACCGGGACUUCGGGCCGGGCUCCCAGCACUUCCUCUCCUCCUCUGUUCAGGUUCCCUGGGAGCGAGCCAUUUCCCCCAACAAAGUGCCAUACUACAUCAACCACCAGGCACAGACCACGUGCUGGGACCACCCAAAGAUGACAGAGCUGUACCAGACGCUGGCGGAUUUGAACAACAUCAAGUUCUCAGCCUAUCGGACAGCUAUGAAGCUGCGGCGGGUGCAAAAAGCCCUGCGAUUGGACAUGGUGACCUUGGCCACGGCCCUGGAAAUCUUCAACGAGCACGACCUGCAGCCCAGCGACCGCGUGAUGGACGUGGUGGAGGUCAUCCACUGCCUGACCUCCCUCUACGAGAGGCUGGAGGAGGAGCGGGGCAUCCUGGUGAACGUGCCGCUCUGCGUGGACAUGAGCCUCAACUGGCUGCUCAACGUCUUCGACAGUGGCCGCAGUGGGAAGAUGAGGGCUCUCUCCUUCAAGACGGGCAUUGCAUGUCUGUGUGGGACAGAGGUCAAGGAGAAGUUUCAGUACCUCUUCAGCCAAGUGGCAAACGCAGGCGGGCUGUGUGACCAGAGGCAUCUGGGUGUGCUGCUGCACGAGGCCAUCCAGGUGCCACGGCAGCUGGGUGAGGUGGCAGCGUUUGGGGGCAGCAACGUGGAGCCCAGCAUCCGCAGCUGCUUCCGAUUCAGCCAUGGGAAACCUGCCAUCGAGGCAGCCCAGUUUCUGGAGUGGGCCAACCUGGAGCCUCAGUCUAUGGUGUGGUUGGCCGUGCUGCACCGCGUCACCAUGGCAGAGCAGGUGAAGCACCAGACCAAGUGCUCUGUGUGCCGGCAGUGCCCCAUCAAGGGCUUCAGGUACCGCAGCCUGAAGCAGUUCAACGUGGAUAUUUGCCAGACCUGCUUCCUCACUGGGCGAGCCAGCAAGGGCAACAAGUUGCACUACCCCAUCAUGGAGUACUACACCCCGACCACCUCCAGUGAGAACAUGAGGGACUUUGCCACCACGCUGAAGAACAAGUUUCGGUCCAAGCAGUACUUCAGCAAGCACCCACAGAGGGGGUACCUGCCUGUGCAGUCCGUGCUGGAGGCUGACUUCUCUGAGACACCAGCCUCCUCCCCGAUGUUGCCUCACGCUGACACGCACUCUCGGAUUGAGCACUUUGCCAGCAGGCUUGCAGAGAUGGAAAACCAGAACUGUUCCUUCUUCAGUGACAGCCUAUCCCCUGAUGACAGCUUGGAUGAGGACCAAUACUUGCUGCGUCACUCCAGCCCCAUCACGGACCGGGAGCCUGCGGGCAGCCAGCAGGUCCCAGGCAGCCUGCCCAUGGAUGAUAAGGGGGAGCUGGAGCGCAUCCUGGCCCACCUGGAGGAUGAAAACAGGAUCCUCCAGGGAGAGCUGAGGCGUUUGAAGUGGCAGCACGAUGAGGCAGUGGAAUCCCCAACCUUGGCUACGAGCUCCCCCGAAUUGGUGCAGGACCCACGCAACGAGGAGCUCCUGGCAGAGGCUCGGAUCCUCCGGCAGCACAAGAGCCGCCUGGAGACCCGCAUGCAGAUCCUUGAGGAUCACAACAAGCAACUGGAGUCCCAGCUGCACCGGCUGAGGGAGCUGCUGCUGCAGCCUCCAGCAGAGUCAAAUGGCAAUGGUUCAGCAGCAUCUUCCUUGGCUUCAUCUCCACAUCAGUCUGAAGGCGGCCAGGCGAGGGAUAAGGAGCACGACACCCCUGACACCGAAGCAGCAGAUGAGGUGGAAGCCAAAACACAAGAAGUCAGCGUGUGCCUGGAGGACAUCAUGGAGAAGCUGCGCAGCGCCUUCCCCAACUCUCGAGAGAGGAUGAGGAGGAGCCCUCCCACCUGCGAGGACAGCACUCGGAGCCGCACGCUGGGCAGAGGUGUUGGCUCCUUUCUGCCCUAUGGGCUCUGUGCUGCGGAUGGACAGAGUGAUGGCAGCGAGGCUGCGGUGACCGCCUUCAGGAGAGGAACAGCAGCAGUAUGAGCUCUUGUGGCUGCGCAAGGAUAGCUCUUCCAGCAGGGAUGGUUUGGGGUUGGGAUGGGGGUGGGGCUGCUUUGUGACCGCCCGCUGAAUGCCCAUGCAUACAGCAAGGAGAUGCUGCUUGGUGCCAGCAUUAACACGCCACAGGGCAGUGCUGCCCCGUCCCACCCCCACCUUCUAACACCUCCUCCCUUCCCAUCUCUCUUGCAGGUAUGACCUCCCUUAUCUAACACCUCCAGAGGCUUUGCCUAACCACUGCCCAGCUGCUUCGCCCCCUCCUCUCCCCAUGCUCAUGAGCUGCAGGAGAUCUCAGGGGAACAUCGGGGCUGUGGGGUCACAGCACUGCUCGCAGAGAGGCUCAGAAGGAAGAGCUGCACGGCACACAGAGCUCAGCACCCUGCUCCUCUCUGGUUCUGCCCUUUAGGGUGAUGGGCACCAUAACGCUCCUGCAGCCACCGAGCAGCCUCCCAGGGGCUGAGCCAACUCUGUAACAGCAGCCGACUGCCGGCCUUGUGGAUGGGACUCUGAGAGGUGCUGGGUUUGUGGGGUAGGGACGAGCCCACACCAGAGCUUCAGCCCAACUAGUAGCCUUAUCUCGGGAGGAUCUUUAUAACAGAGCCUUAUCAUUUAAUUUGCAUAUAUUUCUAUAUAUUAUAUAUAUAUUCUGUACUUAAAUACUCUCACGGACUCAUGCCAUUAAACCCUAACACUGA
This is a messenger RNA of Centrocercus urophasianus (Greater sage-grouse), 3516 nucleotides long. RefSeq names its product dystrophin related protein 2 (gene DRP2). Gene Ontology annotation, biological process: synaptic signaling. Gene Ontology annotation, cellular component: plasma membrane. The transcript has 22 exons. Bases 38 to 2806 code for a protein of 922 amino acids. The record is from RefSeq and is a predicted model, not a curated record. Gene Ontology annotation, molecular function: zinc ion binding; protein binding. Lineage: Eukaryota; Metazoa; Chordata; Aves; Galliformes; Phasianidae.